Penicillium argentinense is the source of this 576-nucleotide messenger RNA. RefSeq names its product ankyrin repeat-containing protein. Lineage: Eukaryota; Fungi; Ascomycota; Eurotiomycetes; Eurotiales; Aspergillaceae. The record is from RefSeq and is a predicted model, not a curated record. Bases 1 to 576 code for a protein of 191 amino acids. The transcript has 5 exons.
AUGUCUUCUAACAGCUGGAUAGAAUCGGCUAAGUGCUUUUUCGGUCGACAGCCACUAGAAGCGCCCGAAUCCCCGAGGCAGGCUUUCCGUGUCGAUGGCAUCCCAGUCAAUCGCCAAAAUGAGCUGGUACACGAUCUCAGAAGUAUGGCCGAGCAGGACCCGGUGCUGCGAGAAGCCUUUGCGAAUUUGAUUGUUCGCAGCCUAAUGUCAAAGGGCGACGGGUUCGUCUGCGCUUUUGCUACUGUCAACAAGGGCAUUACAACUCCCUACGAAGAUGUGGACGGCGUAGAUGUGAACAUUAUUGCAGUUCCUGGCAUCGGAGACAAUGCCCUUGGUUCUUGGACAUCUCCAGACGGCCGAGUUUGGUUGUUUGGCUUCCUGCCUGAAGACAAACGUAAUGUCCGAGUACUUCUCUAUGGUCAUUCGACAACACGUAGAGGAGACUCAAUGGAUGAGUCUAUCGAUAAAUUAGGGGACAAUCUCCUAGAACGUAUUUACAUCUGGUCGUCCGACUAUCCUCAUCAGGCACUCCCUCGGUGGCUUGGUGCUCAAGAAGGCACUUAUCAUAGCUCAUGA